This is a messenger RNA of Argentina anserina (silverweed cinquefoil), 1672 nucleotides long. RefSeq lists its product as uncharacterized. The coding region runs from base 98 to 1516 and encodes 472 amino acids. Lineage: Eukaryota; Viridiplantae; Streptophyta; Magnoliopsida; Rosales; Rosaceae. Gene Ontology annotation, molecular function: protein binding. The record is from RefSeq and is a predicted model, not a curated record. The transcript is spliced from 11 exons.
CCCAAACCUAAACCGGCCGACCGGGAUGAAGUAGUAAGCCCCUCCAAAACCAACUGCAAAAGCAAAAUAGCAAAGCAGAGCGUCUUAGAGAGCGAGGAUGAAGCGGUUGAGCUUGGAUCAGGUGCUCAAGGACAACAACACUCGCGACCCCAACUCCAUUUCCUCUCUCGUCCUCACUCACCGCGCUCUCUCCGAUGUUUCGUGUUUGAGCGAGCUCAAGAACUUGGAGCGGCUCGAUCUCAGCUCCAACACCCUCACUUCACUCGAGGGGUUGAAGUCAUGCGUCAAUUUGAAGUGGCUAUCUGUAUCUCAGAAUAAGCUGGAAAGCCUCAAAGGAAUUGAAGGACUUUCUAAGCUCACCGUCUUGAAUGCAGCCAUGAAUAAGCUUACAGUGAUGGAUGAGGUCAAGUCUGUUGUUAGUUUGCGUGCAUUAAUUUUAAAUGACAAUGAGAUUGCUUCAAUUUGCAGACUUGAUCAGAUGAAAGAGUUGAACACUCUGGUUCUAUCUAAAAAUCCAAUUUGUGAAAUUGGUGAUUCUCUGAUGAAUGUCAAAUCUAUCACAAAGCUUUCUCUUUCUCACUGCCAACUUCGGAGUAUAGAUUCUUCGCUGAAGUCAUGUGUUGAACUGAAAGAACUUCGGCUAGCUCACAAUGCUAUUGAGGGUCUUCCUGCUGAGUUGGCUCAGAAUAAGAGACUCCUGAAUCUGGAUCUGGGGAAUAAUGUGAUCACCAGAUGGUCUGAACUCAAGGUGCUUGGUUCCUUGGCCAAUCUGAAGAAUCUCAGUCUCCAAGGAAACCCUGUUGCAGAAAAGGAUAAAUUAGCAAAGAAGAUUAAAAAGAUGUUGCCGAACCUGCGUGUUUUCAAUGCAAGACCAAUAGAUAGAUACAACAAGAAUGAGAAGGUUGCCCGGGUUGAUGCAGUUGAUGAAGAACAAAAACAUAGAAACGUAAAACAUCAUGAGUUCAGUGAAACUAAGGAUAGUAAUCUUGAUAGUGCUAAAGAAUUGGAUAUGAAGAGGAAACGGAAUAUGGAGAAAGCAAAUGAGAAUGUCUCGGACCAGGAAGUUUUGGUCCGGGGGGAUGAAGGGGAUAGCAUCAAGAAGAAAAGACAUCAGGUUGUAAAUGAAGAUUUUAGUAAUCUUAAAGAUGCUGCUGAUUUGGAGGAAUCAAAGGGAAAGAAACUGAAAAAGAAAGGCCAUAAAGACGACGACGGCAAGGUUAAAAAGAAACUGGAUAAGACAAAGCAACAAAGUGAACUUGAUAUUAUUGACGAUGCAGACACUCCAUUUUUGGAGCUCUUUUCGGAUGACAAAGUGGUCGAUGCUGUGGAUGAUGGAAACCAAAGUAAAGUCAAGGACAAGGCUAGUCAAGACACGAAAUUAUCAAGCGGCGUAGUAACCAUCACUUCAAGUAAAGCCAAGAAUCGGAGCACAGGAUCCACUUUACCACUAUUGCCUGUAGAUGAAAUUGGAGUUGGCGGUCCAUCAUCAUGGGACGGAUGUAAUGUAAAAUUUUGAUUCACAUUCAUGUCUACAAUGAGUUAUUGGGUUUGGCUUUUAUUCUGUAGCAAAUCAUAAGUUAAACUUAGAUUCCACAUUUCUUAAGUUCGGGUGAUUUAUUUCAAACUCGAUGAAUGAGUUUUGUUUGAUCUCUGUUUGCUGUUGGUUAAGCAA